Aspergillus clavatus NRRL 1 is the source of this 993-nucleotide messenger RNA. RefSeq lists its product as uncharacterized. The record is from RefSeq and is a predicted model, not a curated record. Bases 1 to 993 code for a protein of 330 amino acids. Lineage: Eukaryota; Fungi; Ascomycota; Eurotiomycetes; Eurotiales; Aspergillaceae. The transcript has 2 exons.
AUGGACCAGCGAACCUACGAACUCGACCCAAAGGGAGACGUGGUUUUUCUGCUCUACGAUGUUCCACACUCCCUCUUACACAGUCUAGACGAAACCCCGAGCACCAGCACCAGCACCUCCCCAGCCCAAUCCAUUCCAGCAGAUAACGAGGACACUCCCACUCUCCUGCGCAUCCGCGCGAGCUCCAAACAUCUCACACUGGCCUGUCCCCAGAUCGAGCGCAGUCUCUCCAAUGGGUUUUCCGAGGCCAAGCAACUGCGCGCCACCGGCCACGUCGAGGUCGACAUCGACAACUGGGACGCCGCGGCCUUCCUGUGCCUCAUGAUGAUCAUCCACGGGCGCACGCGCGCCGUACCGCGGCGCGUCUCGAUAGACGAGCUGGUCGAGAUGGCCGUGCUGGUGGAUUACUACGAGUGCUACGAGGCCGUGGAGGUGUUCACGGAGAUGUGGAUGGAGGCGCUGAAGCGGAAGCCGAUGGCGGGCGUGGAGGAUGCCGAGAAAUGGCUAUUCGUGGCGUGGGUGUUUCAGCAGCAGGAGAUGUUUGCCAACGCAGGCGUGUAUCUCCAGAAGCGGCUCCGGGGGAGAUUUGAUACGUCGCUGCCGGUUCCGCGGCGCGUCCGGGAUGCGGUGGAUAACGCCCGCGAGACGGCCAUCGAGUCGAUCCUCGACCUGCUGCAUAACCGACUCGCCGGGCUUCAGAGCGACGAGGUCCAAUGCUCCUACGACUGCGACUGUGCGCUGCUCGGAGCGCUGACCAAACAUAUGCAUCGGCUCGGACUGCUCCCGCGGCCGCCGUCCCCGUUCCCGGGCCUCGGGCUUGAGCAGCUGGCCAGGGAUUGUCCGAACGUGCCGCUGCCGCGGUGGUAUGAGCGGGCCAGCGGGGUGCAUCAUUCGUGCCUGGUCACCUUGGGAUUUAACCAGUCGCUGCAGCAGACGCCGAGCUACCGGGGCAAGUUUGAUCUGGCGGACUUGACGCAAGUGCGGAACAAGUAG